This is a messenger RNA of Drosophila innubila, 842 nucleotides long. Its product is annotated as spleen trypsin inhibitor I. The coding region runs from base 65 to 439 and encodes 124 amino acids. Gene Ontology annotation, molecular function: serine-type endopeptidase inhibitor activity. The transcript has 2 exons. Lineage: Eukaryota; Metazoa; Arthropoda; Insecta; Diptera; Drosophilidae. The record is from RefSeq and is a predicted model, not a curated record.
ACAUAGAAAGAUUCAGUUGUUGCUUGCAGUUAAUAACGCGCAGUUAUCAGCGAUCACAUUGAGAAUGAAGCAAUUGACCCACUUACGAAUCAUGUGGCAUGCCGCAAUUCUUUUGCUCUGCCUCGCACAGCUGACGGAGGCGUUGACCACGCCCAAGCCCAAAACUCUAGUACAAGCAACACCAGCGACUAGCACCACCAGAGGCAGCACCACCACAGCGAAGCCCAAACAACAAACUCCACAACAACCACAAAAGAAGCAAGAUGCCAAAUGCCUGCAGCCUUUGGAAAUAGGACCCUGUCGCAUGAGCCUGGGUCGUUAUUAUUACAAUAAGGAUAAGAACAUCUGCGAAUCAUUCAAAUUCAGCGGCUGCAAAGGCAACGAAAAUCGCUGGGGCUUCAAACAGACCUGCGAGGAGGCAUGCGUCAUCAAGAAAUAACUAAGGUUUCGAUUGGAUCGAUCCAGCCAUUUUCUAAGAAUAUUAUUUGUGCAUAUAAGUAAUAAGAAAUCUAACCAUCUAUUUGCGACUUAUUUCAAGUUAAACAUCAUCAACAAAAUCUAUGAAUUACAAUACAUAUUUGUUAACGUGACUCAGUCGCAAAACUCAAUUUGUUUACAUAAUUUGAUUAAUUUGAAUAAGUCUGAAUACAUUUUUGUGAGUUGUUUUUUACUUAUUGUGACUAAAAUAUAAUUGGAUUUGUAAAGACGUUUCGAACGUCUAUUUAGAUUUUAGCUUACCGAAUUCAUUAUCAAGAUGAUCUUAGCCAUAUUAUCUGAUUUCCAUAGUCAUCUUUUGAAAUAAAAUGUAGCGCUUAUUAUCUGAAAUAUAUCUUAUAAAUCAA